GUUCUCUUGAGCCCCCCCAAGACCUGCAACCUUAUUAGAUUACAUGAAGAGAGAGUUUAAUUAAUAUUGAAACCUGCGUGGCCAACAAAAAAAAAAAUCUAUUUACUUCUUUGGUUUCUUUGUUGAUCCGGAUGAUUCACAUAAUGAAUCAUGCGUAAACGCUAAAAAAAUGAUUUCAAUCAAACUCCAUUAUUCAUGACUUUCCACAAGAAGAUUGCAGCUGAUCAGAAGCUCAAGAAGAAGAAGAAGAAAUUAAGAUGGCCGGGAUUGUUUAUCUGAGAACCAACAAAUUCGAGGUAAAACUCGAAGGCAUAGCGUUCAAAACUCGAGAUUUCGAAUCCUUGUGCUCCGUGGAUUUCCUUUUUCCUCAAGGAAAGACUUGGACACGUCAGCCCGUGGUCGGAGUCGAUGUAAUGCGCCAUCCUCGGGACCCGAAUCACGUCUUGCUGUUCUUGUGUUUCGGCGUAGGCUGCGUGAUUCUUAAAUUCAAUUCUGGAGAUGAGAUUCCUGAUUCCAUCUUCAAUUUUUUCGCGGAUUCGAGGAUUCGGUUUGUGGGUUUCGGGAUUCCUGAAAAGAAUGAUAUUUUCCCGCUAAGUGAAUUAGGGUUGACGGAGAAAGCCGAUGUCGGUUACUUGGCUGCCAAGAUUCUUGAUGAUGGAAAAUACAAGAAAUGCGCCUUGUCGGAACUCGCCCGAAAGAUUCUUCGCGUUAAGAAGAUGACCGGUCUCACGCAGUCUUCGUCUUUCGAGAGACAUGAACAGAUCAAAUCCGCAAUUUGUCAGCUUUUCAUUACCACCGCCAUUGGCAUGGUAUUGUUAGGCAAAUGUGACCGGAGGAAAUUAGUAGGCGGCAGCGACGGCGACGACUCGCAGAAGCGAAGCACAUCAUCGUUUCUCAAGAAUUUGAACCAGCUUCCGCUUUUCACGGAAGGUUGGUUCAAAUUUCCCAAGAACAAGAAGAAGGUACAUCAUCAUCAUGCGGAAAAAGUCCCUCAUGAUGUUCCUGUAGAAGAAACCACCGUUAUUGACGGUUUUUCGGGAAAGGGACUUGUUUAUGAUAAUGAUGAUGAUGAUGAUAAUGUUGUUGAUGAUCAUAGUUUCGAGGAGGAUGAUCCCUUUCAUGGAAAAUCUGUUCAUAUCCCUUACGGCGAUGACGAUGAUGAGGAAAUCGAUGCGGAUGAUGAUGAUGAUCGCUUUCGCGCGAGACGAUUGAAGGGCUUUUUCGAUGAUGCUUUGAUGAACUAUUUGAAACACAAAAAUGAUAAUGUUUGUCCAGAUGAGAAUAACUCUCCAUGCAGCAAAGUGGUUUGUGGUGCUACACAACAAUCAAAACCACCUUUGAAAGGCAUACUGAAGUCUCCAUCUUCCAAAUAUUGUUCAUCAAGGCCUGAAUCGGGAGCUCGUACGCCCAAUUCAUCGUGUGAUGAUGAGACUGUUACGGUUAAGAAAAUGCUGCGGAGGGCAAACUCAAAAGGCUUCAAUGUGUCAUUCAAAGGAGUGGAUUUCUCCAAGUGUGAUUUGAAAGAUCCGGUGUAAGAAAAACCUAGUUCAGGGUCUUCUAGGUAGAGUGGGUGGUUUUAUUAAAACUAUACUAGCUAGCUAGAGGAGUCAAAAUGAUGUCAAUUGAUCAGGUUUCUUUUUUAAAUUUUUACUUUGUGAGAACUAGGGUUUGGAGAUGUACAUACAAUUGUGUUUUUUUGUAAGAUCUUCAGAAGUUGUCUUGUCUUAUCAUAUUGGUGAUUUUCAAAAAUGAUAGAAUUAAGAAAAAAUUCCAAAUUUAGUUAAUCUAGUUGGUUUUUUAUUUUAAUUUUUGUAUUUGUUAAAUUGGUCGUCCAUGGCUCUUGUGUUGUGUUAUUGAUGAAUUCAAUCAUAACGAUUGAACAUUGAUUCUCAUUCGAUUUCACCUAAGCACUGGCG
Oldenlandia corymbosa var. corymbosa is the source of this 1916-nucleotide messenger RNA. NCBI's taxonomy places the organism in Eukaryota, Viridiplantae, Streptophyta, Magnoliopsida, Gentianales, Rubiaceae. The record is from the annotation of a GenBank genome assembly.